AUUAACUCUGACUUUGUUUAGAUCUUGGAUUUGUCGAAUAACCACGUCCAAACUCUCCCUCCGCGCAUGAUGCACCCUCUGAAGGCCAUAGAGACGCUGUAUUUGGAAGGAAACAAGAUCAAGGUGCUGCCUGAUAACUGGUUCAGCCAGAAGAACGAGGUGCCCUAUCUGUACCUCUCGGCCAAUCCGUGGGCUUGCUCCUGUUCCCUUGGUUACCUGCGCAUGUAUCUGGAGGAGUACGAUUACAACGUUUAUGUGAAAGAUGGACCCAUCAUCUCGGCGGAUGCAGAGAGUGUGAUUUGUGACAGUCCACGGUCUCUAAAAGGUCAGUCUGUGAUCAAACUUGAAGAAUCGGACUUUUGUAAUCCACUGACUCCCACUGAGCAAAGCCAUUUUUUUGAUACUACCACUCCUCCUAAGCCUACUACUACUACUACUACUGCUACUGCUGCUACUACUGCUGCAGUUCCCACUACUCCAGUUUGGACUCAUGGUUAUUACAAAAUUGUCACAAUAUACGAAUCUUACACAGUAGACUGGUCUGAUAUUUGGGGAUCACUGCGAGGGGAUGGACGAAGAGUCAAAAGAACGACUGUGCCGCUAACAACUGAACUCCCUACCACAACUUCGACAGCUCUCCCCACUACUACACCACAAACUUCUCCAGUAUUGACAACUUCUACAGCUCUCCCCACUACUACGCCACAAACUUCUCCAAUAUUGACAACUUCUACAGCUCUCCCCACUACUAUGCCACAAACUUCUCCAGUAUUGACAACUUCUACAGCUCUCCUCACUAUUAUGCCACAAACUACUCCAGUAUUGACAACUUCUACAGCUCUCCCCACUACUACACCACAAACUUCUCCAAUAUCGACAACUUUUUCCACAACAAUCCCACCUGAAAUACAACAGACAACCUUUGUUACCCCCGAAACUUUUACAAUGUCACCUCCAGGAGUUUAUGAAGGUCGUAUAAUUAGCAACAACAUAAGUAGCGACAGUGCGAGCCCUCUUGAAGCUAGGACCGUUUUUUGCUUUUGGCUCUUUGUAAGUUGCGCGUUUCUCUGUGUAGUUUCCGCUUUUUCGUCAUUAGUAACUGCAUUUAGGUUGUAUUUUUGGUACAGAGGGGUUUAUAAGUCAUUAAAAUGUAUCAUAGCUGGCAAGGAGCAAGUUAAAAUGUUGAGUUAUUGUAGAGAUAUUGACAAGAAACAGGCAAAAUAUCAAACUAUGCUUUUUGUAUCUAAGGAUGUGAAUCAAGUUGAGUGUUUUGUUAAUUUAGGACCAAAAACCUGGACAGAAGAAGCACAAAAUGUUGAAAAAAUAAUGUACAAGGAGGCAGUGUAUCACGAAAUUAGCAAAGAAGAAGAAAUUGAAGCUAAACACGUGCUAGCAGAAUGCACAGUUAGCCGAGAAGCUAACUCAGGCAUGUCUAAAAAGCGUUACAGUGUUAUUUUGAGGGAGGAAGGUGAAAAAGAGGGAGGGGAAACGGAGAAAUGUGAUUGGGUGGUCGGGGGCUGGGAGGUGGAGAAAGGGGCGAGUCCUGGGAGCAGUUGGGGGGAGUGGCUAGUGCAGAAUUUGCCGAGCAUGCCUUGGAGGGUGAGCGCGCCGCCCAAAAGGGAAGCGGAGUCACUGUAGUGUUGCGUGAAUGAAAAAGAUGAAUGAGGAAGCUCACAACGGUCUACUCAAUUUCCUUUAAAGGGCCCAUCUCAUGCAAAAUCAACUUUUCAGUCCUUUCUACCUUCUAAGAGUGAUCUGUGGGCCUUGUAUAUGUCGCCAAAGUGUUUUUUAGAUUGAUUUGGCAUUUUUUUGCAGCGUAUUUCUGCCACCCUCCCACGAGACAAUGAACUAAAGCUGCUACAACGAUGACGCAGCAGAUACACCUAUGAUGCGUUUGACAUAGCAGAAAGUGCUUCACACCUGCCCCCCUCAGUGUAUUGUUCUACACUGCAGUGUACGCAAUAUAAUAAGUUGAUCUACUAGUGUUUAUUAAAACUUUACCAAUCAGUAAUGUUCAGCUGAUGUGGACGUGGUGCUUGAGCUUCGUGCUCCUCAAAGUCCUCGUCUGAUUCCGGGUCCAACACAUGCGGCUGAACGCGCUGUAUCUCCAUGAUGAAUAAAAGUUUAUUUCUACCACUAUCAGGGUGCACGUCUGUCUCCCCCUCCCUCCCUGAGAUGGGCGGAGGAAGGGCGGCUCACUCGUCGCCUACGUCACGUUUGGAGGGCGGAGCCUGUGCUUUCUCAGGACGGGCGGGGGGAGGAGCAAUAGUCGGCCUUUCAUAGUUCCUGGUCUGUGACUUUCUCCAAGAAACCAGUAUUGUGUUUGUAUAUGUGCAGAAGAUACAAUGUGAAAAGAGUUAUUUUACAUGAGAUGGGCCCUUUAAGGAGUUUUUAAUUGAAAAUUUAUGGAAGCACAUUUCCACCAGUAAAUUUUAAAAAAGCCUCAUAGAAAGUCAGAAUUUUUUUUAUAUUUUUAGUUUUAAAAGUAUAAAAGUCAUAGUUAUGACUUUCUGUGAGGCUUUUAUUUUUUAUUUACUGACGGAGAUGGGCUACCAUAAAAAUCUGAUACUAAUCGGCAGUACACAGGACUUACAGUCAUACCAUACUCCAUACAGAUGUACAACAACUCACCUUUAUGUAACAGAUAAUACUCCCUACAACUGUACAACAACUCACCCUUAUGUAACAGAUAAUACUCCCUACAUCCUGUCAAUCAUCAUAACAUUGUUGUACUGUCUUCCUU
Molecule: messenger RNA, 2743 nt
Organism: Boleophthalmus pectinirostris (great blue-spotted mudskipper)
Lineage: Eukaryota; Metazoa; Chordata; Actinopteri; Gobiiformes; Gobiidae
Product: platelet glycoprotein Ib alpha chain-like
Exons: 3
Coding region: 67-1638 (523 amino acids)
Biological process (GO): positive regulation of synapse assembly; axonogenesis; regulation of presynapse assembly
Cellular component (GO): membrane
Source: RefSeq, a predicted model, not a curated record